AUGGCUUCAUCAGACGAUAUCUUCUUUUCAACAGGGGUUGAUGACCAUAAUCCUCCAUCACAUGGUGAUUUAACUUUUAUCGAUGAACUUUUAAAUGAAAUGCGAUCAAUAAAUCCUGACAAUGUCGAUAUAACGUCGACUGACACAAAUCAACUUGAUUCCGUGUACGAGAAAUUAUCCGCCGGUCAAAGUGGAACCACAGAAAUUCAUGGAAUACCAUCAUCUUUGCAAAAUCAAUUCGAUUCUCUUCAAAUAAAUGAAGAAAAUCGAACGAGAAAUUCAAUUCCACCACUUACAAAUAAUAAUCAAGUGGUUCAAACGAAUGAAGAAAAAAUUGAUGGUUUAGAUCAAGCAAUGGCACAAUUAUUUUGUGAAGAUUUUCCGAGUUCAUCCGAAACAUUGACAACUUCACCAGAAGAGUCAGUUGUCAAAUCGGAUUUCACUGUUCGCUCAAAUUUGGUUAACUCUACUGAAACAAUCGCAACACAUCAAAUCUUACGAUUUCGCACACCACCAUUUUUGAAUCAACGAGCUCGAUAUGCGAGCGAUCAUAACAUAUUUUUCCGUUAUAUCUCAGCACCGGACAACAAUCGUAUCAGUUUUCAUGCACUUCAACUUCGUGAUGGCUUAGCACCGGAUAUUUCUGUCGUAAUGCGUGUUACUCGCACUACAAAUCCAUAUGAAUCGGUGACAAUCUGUCAUCCUUAUCCGUUGUGGGUCAACGAUCCAAAAGCACAAGUUCAUCAAGGUUCAUUAUUACUUGACAUCACUAAGGAAAUACGAAACAAUGAAGAAAUUAGUUUUGAAAAUUUAAUGAUGGUACGAUUAGGACAAAGCCCGUUAAAGGAAAUGACUCAAUGGCCAAUCUUUACAACGAAUCAACUUGACUACAAUGAUUUUCAUCAAACCGGUAUAACUGAUCCAAAAAUUCUCAUUGAAAAAUACCGUCUACAUGACAGUAUUUUGCAUUUUCAAAUAUUCGUUGUUGAUACAAAUCACGUGGCCUAUCCAACUGAUCUGUUAUGUGAAACAGAGUCUAUAUUCGAAUAUGAAGAGAAGGAUCGUUUGCAAAUUCCCAACUAUUUACCAGCUGCGCGACGACGCCAACCCAAACGAUUACAACGACAGACAUCACGCAAAAAACGAGUCAACUGA
Adineta ricciae is the source of this 1155-nucleotide messenger RNA. The record is from the annotation of a GenBank genome assembly. Lineage: Eukaryota; Metazoa; Rotifera; Eurotatoria; Adinetida; Adinetidae.